GCCCUGCUCAGCGCUGUACCUGCAAUUAGAGGUUCCUGGAGAGACGGCAGCCCUCAGCAUGGCUGAAGCGUUUGUGAAGGGCAAAAUCCACCCCAAGAGGGUGGUUGUGUUCAUCAAGCCCACCUGCCCCUUCUGCAGAAAGACCCAAGAGAUCCUCAGUCAGCUGCCCUUCAAAGAAGGGGUUCUGGAAUUUGUGGAUAUCACAGCCAUCAGCAACACAAACAAGGUUCAAGACUAUUUGGAAGAGCUGACAGGCGCCAGGACGGUGCCCCGGGUAUUUAUCGGUGAAGACUGCAUAGGUGGGUGCAGUGAUUUGGUAGAGUUGCAGCAAAAUGGGGAGCUGAAGACCCGGCUGCAGCAGAUGGGUGCUCUAAAGUGACUCCAGGCGGACCACAUGCUGCUGUCCCCCCUGAGAGCUGGAUGACACCCAAAAGGAUGAUAUCACUUCCUGGUAAUGGGAUUUUGAACAAAAGCAGCUGUUUUUCUUUUUUUGGCUCACAAUUAAAAAGUAGACCAACUUGCCACUCACCAUGGUGCCAAGAAGGUCGAUGGACUACUGUGGGUUUCUUCUGGAUCGGCCCCGUGGGUUCCAGAAGACCACGACAAGUUCCAAAAGAUGUUCUCUCCAGCACGUGUUUCUAAUUAACUGUUCUCUGAGGGCCAGCGCCUCUACCUCUAAGUCAGUGUUUCUCAUGUUUAACCCACCCCCCGCCCCCAGGAUAGUCUACCGUUGGUUUCAGCCCAUCAGCUAGAAUUACUCUGCUGAGCUGGCUUUAUGUGAUGAAACCAAUGAAUAUGCUGAACGUAUUCCUUCAAAUUGUACACACUCUCCCUUCCCUACCUUGAGAAUCACUGCUCAUAACCUGUAUUCGAUGUUCUCCAACUCUAUGGAGGGUGUGAGGACCCAGUGUGAGAACCUGUACACAAAAAUUAAGUCCUGAUCUUCACUUGGUGUUCGCUGGAGCCAUGUGGGUGGAGAUUUGGGGCAGAUGACACAAACAUGUGGCAAUACUGUUAAAGCAGUGUAUUAGUGAUUUAAAUUACUAGAAACAUUAACACAUGAAAUGGAAAACUGCUGGGGAUUUACCUCAGUGGCACUGCACCUGCCUCGAAAGCACAAGGUCCUAAGUUCAAUCCCCGGUACAAAAGAAAAAAAGAGGAAACGGUAUCAUAGAAAACUUGUGUGCCCCCACCCCCCAGAAUAUAUCUGAGAAAGAAGCUAAAUUUGAGAAACACAAUCCUAAAUAAUUCCUUUUAUUUCCCACAAUUGGAAAAUAUAAGAAUCCCUUACCAAGAAGUUUAAUUGUAUGUCCUAGAUUUGCAUGAUUAAUUUCCUUCUGUGGUCUCUAGUGAGGACAGUUAAUUUCUAAUAAAGAAGUAUCUACAGAUG
This is a messenger RNA of Heterocephalus glaber (naked mole-rat), 1390 nucleotides long. It is a transcript of the gene Glrx, whose product is annotated as glutaredoxin. Lineage: Eukaryota; Metazoa; Chordata; Mammalia; Rodentia; Bathyergidae. Gene Ontology annotation, cellular component: mitochondrion. Gene Ontology annotation, molecular function: glutathione disulfide oxidoreductase activity. The record is from RefSeq and is a predicted model, not a curated record.